Microthlaspi erraticum is the source of this 1974-nucleotide messenger RNA. NCBI's taxonomy places the organism in Eukaryota, Viridiplantae, Streptophyta, Magnoliopsida, Brassicales, Brassicaceae. The record is from the annotation of a GenBank genome assembly.
AUGAUCGCCGUAAACUCUUUCUUCUUCUUCUUCUCAUUCCUUUUCGUCUCCUCUGUUUAUUCCAAAGUGACGAUUUCAUUUUCUCCCCAAACCCUCAAUCGAUCUGGCGACACCGUCGUGAUCAAAUGGUCCGGCGUCGAGUCACCGUCCGAUCUCGACUGGCUAGGAAUCUACUCUCCGCCGGAAUCUCCUCACGAUCACUUCAUAGGCUACAAAUUCCUUUCCGAUUCGCCCGAUUGGAAAUCCGGGUCGGGUUCGAUUUCCCUUCCCUUGACCAAUCUCCGAUCGAAUUACUCCUUCCGGAUCUUCCACUGGACCCAAUCCGAAAUCAACCCCAAACACAACGACCACGACCACAAUCCCUUACCCGGAACUCGCCACCUUCUAGCCGAAUCAAACCGGUUAACUUUCCGGUCGGGCCUUAACCGGCCGGAACAGAUCCAUUUGGGUUUAACAGACUUGGUUAACGAGAUGCGAGUGAUGUUCGUCACAGGAGACGGAGAAGAACGAUCCGCUCGAUACGGCGAGGCUAAAGAGCGACUCGACAACGUCGUGCUGGCGCGUGGGGUUACGUACGAGAAGGAGCAUAUGUGCCACGCGCCGGCUAAUUCCACCAUCGGAUGGAGAGAUCCAGGUUGGACUUUCGACGCCGUCAUGAAGCAUCUAAAGCCAGGGAUUAAGUACCACUAUCAGGUCGGGAGUGAUUCCAAAGGAUGGAGUGAGAUUCACAGCUUCGUUUCACGAAACGAGAACUCAGACCAAACAUUAGCUUUCAUGUUUGGAGACAUGGGAUGUUCCACACCGUACAGAACAUUCAUCCGUGGAGAAGACGAGAGUUUAUCAACCGUGAAAUGGAUCUUAAGAGACAUUGAAGCUCUAGGUGACUAUGGUAAUAAAGCCGCAAUCGUGUCACACAUCGGUGAUAUAAGCUAUGCUCGAGGUUACUCGUGGAUUUGGGAUGAGUUCUUUGCGCAGAUUGAGCCAAUAGCUUCUCAAAUACCGUACCAUGUUUGCAUUGGUAACCACGAAUACGAUUGGCCAAUGCAGCCGUGGAAACCAGAUUGGGCUGCUUAUGUCUACGGUAAAGACAGUGGUGGUGAAUGUGGAGUACCUUACAGUGUUAAGUUCAACAUGCCCGGAAACUCAUCGGAAGCCACCGGUAUGGUUACAGGACCUCAAAGUCGGAACCUUUACUAUUCUUACGACAUGGGUUCGGUCCAUUUCGUUUAUAUCUCCACAGAGACUGAUUUUCUCAAAGGAGGGAAGCAGUAUGGUUUCAUAAAGAGUGAUCUGGAGUCUGUUAACAGGAGCAAGACGCCGUUUGUUGUUGUGCAAGGGCAUAGACCGAUGUACACUACGAGCACUAAGGUUAGAGACACUGCGAUAAGGCUGAAGAUGUUGGAGCAUUUGGAGCCGUUGUUUGUGAGGAACAAUGUGACGGUUGCUUUGUGGGGGCAUGUUCAUAGGUACGAGAGGUUUUGUCCGAUUAGUAACAACACUUGCGGUGAGCGUUGGCAAGGAAGCCCUGUUCAUCUUGUGAUUGGUAUGGCUGGGCAAGAGACGCAGCCGAUUUGGGAGCCGAGGCCUGAUCACCCGGAUGUUCCGAUUUUUCCUCAGCCUGUGAGGUCGAUGUACCGUGGAGGAGAGUUUGGGUACACUCGGUUGGUUGCUAACAAGGAAAGGCUCACGCUUUCUUAUGUGGGGAACCAUGACGGAGAAGUUCAUGAUGUGGUUGAGAUUUUGGCUUCAGGGGAGGUUGUUAGCGGUGGUGAUUAUGGUAAAGACUCAAACUUGGGAUCUGAAUCUGAUGGAUUUGCAUUCUUGUGGUAUGUUGAAGGAGCAAGUGUGAUGGUUUUGGGUGUUGUUUUGGGGUAUUUUAUUGGGUUUUUAAGUCGAAGAAAGAGAGAAUCUGGUACCGGAACUGGAUCAUCUAAUAAUGGUCGUUGGAUUCCAGUGAAGAACGAGGAGACAUGA